AUGGAGGGAAAGACGAAGGGUGACCCGGACACCAGUCCGACGGAUUGGCCACAGCUCGCAUUCGGGGAUACGCUGUCACGAACCACGGCGAGGUUAGCCAGUAACAUGCGCGCCAACUACAGGCCCAGUGCCAGCCUGCAGCACAAGAAGAACAGCAUUCGCACCGUUACACCUGAACCAGCCGAGAAUGGACACGCCCUGGUCGACACAAACGUUCCACAAGGGACCCGAGGCUACGGCACCACCUCGCCCCAGCAGACCUCGCCGCGGUCCAUACCUGGCGGUGAAAGGCGGCGUCAGGGAAUGGUAUUCAAUGAUGCCUAUGGCGAGUCGUUCGACAGCACCUCCUCGAGCCCGCCGCAACAAAGGACGGCGCUCAACAGGCAGCGCACGCAUACCAUGGAUGGUGCCUUAGCUCCGCGACAACAGCCGGCUGCUUCGACAACCGACAGCAGGCAUAGGGUAGGAUCUUUCUCCUCGUCGGGUUCUCAGCCGUUCACAGACAUUGACAUUCGACCCCCGCCACUCGAAUCCGUUGGGUAUCCGUCAGCAUCUUCGAGGCAGUCAGAUUUGAGGGUCGCCGUCUCGUCCAACAAAGAGAAAAGGUCGAGCAAUCGGCGCUUAGUCAAGCGCGCGACUUCCCGUCCCACAUCGCCUCUGAUAUCGCCCCCUCCAUCCGUGGACUCGCUACCAUUGCCGAUACCGACAGACGAUGCAAACAAGAUCCUGCUCCUGAUGAAGACCUUGUGCGGCCGGAUGAGAGGGGAGGUCGAAUAUCAAAGCGACCCAAACGGCCCCUGGUAUAGCGGAGUCUGCUACAUCGACGAGGAUAGGGGUAGUCUCUUGUUCGAUCCCGGCCAGAAUGGCCCAUUCCAUAUUCCCAUUGUUGGGGACCUUCGCGGCUGCAGGGUCCUCCCUGUUGGUAGCCGCGAUACUGGGACCAAGUACUUGGAGCUUCUUGGUCAGAAAAUGAACACCGAACUUCGACUACGGCCUCUGAUAACGGAUGAGCUCGACUUAUGGCUGGCCAGCUUGCUCUGCUGGCAACAACUUCGGCCCGGCGGCGUAAGACUGUCCAAUAAUAGGGGAGGAAACGCUCCUGGUAAUGUCAGACCCGAGGCAAGGAAAAGGGGUUCUUCGGCAGCCGCGUCUACGUCCAGGGACGCCGCCAUCAUAAAAGUUGGGAAGGUCAUGUUGUGGGACAAAGGCGUAGCGACGUCGCCUCGCGCCAUCGUGAAGCGACCGUCCACAAGAGAUCUCCGCUCCGGGUCGACCUCCUGGAGAAGGGUUUCCUGCAUAUUGCAAGACAACGGAGAGUUUAAGCUCAUGACGGAAAACGACGUAGCCGUCCUGUCCGUCAUUGAGCUGCCUCAGCUGUCGCGCUGUGCGGUACAACAAUUGGAUAAGUCGGUCCUAGAUGAAGAAUAUUGCAUUGCCAUCUUCCCCAUCUAUUCGUCUACAUCUAGGCAGCUUUCUAUAUUCCGGCCCGUGUAUAUUGCCCUCGACUCCAGGGUACUGUUUGAGGUCUGGUUUGUCCUCCUGCGGGCAUUUGCCAUUCCCGACCUAUAUGGGCUUGAGGCAUCCACGCAUGAAGUCACCGAGGUCCGGGACUUUGAUUCCCCCUUCAAAGGGCAGAUGUUUCGUAUGGAAAAGACCAUCCAAGUCAGGGUGACGGAAGCCAAGAUACGGAAACCGACGCAGCUGCCCGAACACCAUGGAGGUCAUACCAAGGAACGAGAUGCCCUGAUGGGCAAUUAUCUGGCCGAGGUCAUACUCGAUGGCGAAGUCCGAACCCGGACAACGACUCAAGCCGAUACGAAGAAUCCCUUCUGGCGCGAGAACGCUCAUUUUACCGAGUUGCCUGCCGCGCUGCCAUACCUUUCCGUCAUACUGAAAAGAGUAGAGGGUAACCUGGAGAGCUUCAGUCAUCAGCUGCAAGCCUCUCUAGGCCUGCCAAAGACAGGUAACCUCACCGAGGUCACAUGCGGAUCUGUCGACAUACCGUUGGACAAGCUGGAGCGCGCGAAGGACCACGAGCAAUGGUUCCAAGUAUACGAUGAGCGGCAGGAGUCCGUUGCGAGCAUGUUUGUCAAGGUGAACCAUGACGAGCUCGUCGUCCUCACGAAACGGGACUACGAGCCUCUGACUGUGCUCCUUCACAAGUUCAGUAUAGGCAUGACCGGUCAGAUCGCCCAUGCUGUCCCUGGUCAAAUGCGGAGACUCUCGGAAACCUUCCUCAACAUCUUUCAGGUGUCGGGUUCUGCCAGCGAAUGGUUGAUGGCUCUUGUCGAAGAGGAGAUUGACGGUAUAGGGAGCCAGAACAGUAUGAAAAGGUUGCGCUUCAGCCGUCGGAUGAAGUCGAACGAUUCCUCCACCUCGGCGAACGACAGAGAGCUACUCGUCCGCGACAUGGGCAAAUCGUUGGCUGGAGAGGCCAAUCUAUUGUUUCGGGGCAACACCUUGCUUACACAAUCAUUGGAGUUCCACAUGCGACGUCUUGGCAAGGAAUAUCUCGAAGAGAUCUUGACUGAAAAGAUCUUUGAGAUAAACGAGAUCAAUCCGGACUGCGAGGUUGACCCGAGCAGGAUUGAAAAGCCUGACGACCUACAGCAGCAUUGGAGCCAACUGGUGCAGCUCACGACCGAACUAUGGGAGUGUAUAGCUGCGUCUGCAACAAGACUACCCGCCGAGCUUCGACAGAUUCUGAAGUACGUACGGGCGGUUGCUGAGGAUCGAUAUGGUGACUUUCUCCGUACCGUCAACUACACGAGUGUCUCGGGCUUUCUGUUCCUUCGAUUCAUCUGCCCGGCUAUUCUCAAUCCGAAACUGUUCGGGCUCUUGCGAGACAAUCCACGCCCUCGAGCUCAGCGUACCCUUACGCUCAUAGCCAAAGGGCUCCAAGCCCUGGCAAACCUGUCCAGUUUCGGAAAGAAAGAGGGCUGGAUGGAGCCCAUGAAUAAGUUUCUGAGUCUCCAACGGCAGUCUUUCAAGGGCUACGUCGACCAGUUGUGUUCGAUACCUACCGAGCGUAGUGGCAGCACUCCCUCGGCGUCAUAUUCCACGCCCAACGCCAUCCUCAGCCGACUAUCCCCAACGUCCCGAGAAGGCUUCCCGUCUCUGCCGUAUCUCAUCGACCAGGAGAGAAAUCUAGCGGCUUUAGUCAAGCUCUGGUUGGAAUCAAACCAUGCCAGUGCUGCCGAAUCGCACUCGUUUGAGGGAGAGCUCGCCGAGUUCCACGUCGCAUGCAUAGACAUUCAGCAGCGGUCUGACGGGUGCCUAGCCAAGAUAGAGUCGCUCCGUGCCUCGGAGGAUGAAUCCGUAAUGACCGACGACCUGACGGAAAGUCUGGAGAAGGCUUCCUUGAUGGAUGCUGCCAACCUUGGCUCUGGGACACCAGCUUGGAUGGAAAACGACCAGUACGGACCGCCCGGCUCCUCUGGGAGCGAGCAGGACGGUGGAGACAGAACAACACUGCGCAACAUUGGUCGCCAAGGCUCCUCCCUUCGGCAGGUUUCGGAUAGCUCCGACGUAUCAAACCCCGCCGCAACGAUACGCGGCAAGAGCAGGAGCGCCAGAGACCCCCGAAGCUUCCUCCACGGGCUGAUCAGCGGCAAGAAGCACAGAGACCACCACCACUCGAACUCCUCGCCUUCGACGGUUCGAGAGAAGAGCAGAGAUAAGGAGGAAAGGGGCAGCCGAGGCAUAUUGGGGACUUUCUCGGAGGCGUGGCAGCAGAAUGACAGCAGCUCGCGGCACUAG
Messenger RNA from Anthostomella pinea, 3759 nucleotides. The record is from the annotation of a GenBank genome assembly. Lineage: Eukaryota; Fungi; Ascomycota; Sordariomycetes; Xylariales; Xylariaceae.